AUGAUACAAAGGAAACUGCCCAAGAAAUUCAAAGACCUUGGGAGUGUAACUAUCUCUUGCACCAUAGGGAAUGAGUCAGUAGGGAAGGCUUUCAUUGAUCUAGGGGAAAGCAUCAACUUGAUGCCCUUGUCAAUGGGUAGAAGAAUUGGAAAUCUGAAGAUAGACCCCACCAAGAUGACGCUCCAGCUCACAGACCAAUCAAUCACAAGACCGUAUGGGGUAGUAGAAGAUGUACUCGUCAAAGUCCGCCACUUUACUUUCCUUGUGGAUUUUGUCAUCAUUAACAUAGAAGAUACAAAGAUUCCUCUUAUCCUAGGCAUACCCUUCAUGCUGACUGCCAACUGUGUGGUAGAUAUGGGGAAUAGGAAUUUGGAAAUGAGUGUGAGGACCAAAAUGUAA
Molecule: messenger RNA, 399 nt
Organism: Glycine soja
Lineage: Eukaryota; Viridiplantae; Streptophyta; Magnoliopsida; Fabales; Fabaceae
Exons: 1
Coding region: 1-399 (132 amino acids)
Biological process (GO): proteolysis
Molecular function (GO): aspartic-type endopeptidase activity
Source: RefSeq, a predicted model, not a curated record